Molecule: messenger RNA, 1549 nt
Organism: Cephus cinctus (wheat stem sawfly)
Lineage: Eukaryota; Metazoa; Arthropoda; Insecta; Hymenoptera; Cephidae
Gene: O-fut2
Product: GDP-fucose protein O-fucosyltransferase 2
Exons: 8
Coding region: 237-1334 (365 amino acids)
Biological process (GO): protein O-linked glycosylation via fucose
Molecular function (GO): peptide-O-fucosyltransferase activity
Source: RefSeq, a predicted model, not a curated record
CAUUUUUUUCAAGAUUUUAAGUUUUACUUUGUUGUUUGUAGCUUGUCAAUGCUUAGAAUCUUUUGAAUAUUGUAAAAAACCAGAUGGAAUCUCAAACAUUCAAGAAGAAUGCACAAUUCGUCGCAAUUAUUCAAAGAGACGGUAUAUAUUGUAUGAUGUUAACCUACCGGAGGGAUUCAAUCUACGACGGGAUGUGUACAUAAGAGCAGCUGUUUUCUUAAGAAAUUUAAUUGACAAUGAUACAAAAUAUGAUUGGCAGUUGGUUCUACCUCCAUGGGCAAUGUUUUAUAGGAAAUUUAUAUCAUUGGAGAAGUAUGAAUAUAGGAAUGCAGAAGUACAUACCAUGGGCUACAUUUUUUGACAUUGUUAGUUUGCAGAAAUAUAUUCCAGUUUUGGAGAUGUAUGAAUUUAUGAAAGAAUAUUCUGUAGACCGCAAGGAGAUUGUUUUGGAUCGAGUAUACUUCUUACAACAUGAUGAGAACAUGUUCAGUGCAGGUAAAUUUGUAGACAAAAAUGAAGUGGCCAGUUGUCCAGAAAAUAAUUUUCCAUAUAGAAAAAUAAAUGAUAAAUUUGCUGGACGAUUUUGGGGAUACUCUAAUAUUACAGCAUUAGAAGUCAAAUGUAUCAUAUUUCAUGGUACCACUUUUGGAUUAAUGAAAAAUCUUAAACCUUCAAUUCAUAGGUCUUUCAUGUUUGAUCAUAUGGAGAUAGCAUUGCACAAGGAAUAUGGCUCAGUCGAUUAUUGGAUGGCAAGACGUAGUAUGCGAUAUAAUUCUGAAUUGUAUAAUGUAGCAAAUGAAUUUAGGAAAAAAUAUCUUAAUUCUGAUGAUAAAAAAGACAAUACAGAACGACCUGAUGACUGGACGAUGGAAAAAGGAAAAAGAAAUGCGGUAGGUGGACAAUACUUGGCAGUUCAUUUAAGAAGACGAGACUUUCUCAUGGGACGCAAAGACACAGUACCAACAAUAAAGAGUGCAGCAUCUCAAUUAAAAAAGAAAUUAAAAGAAUUAAAAUUAGAAACAGUAUUUGUGGCUACAGAUGCAAAGGAUCAUGAAUAUGAGGAUCUUGUGACACAGCUAAGAAACUACACAGUGAUCAGAUUCUCACCAACAGAUUAUAUACGGACAAAAUUCAAAGAUGGCGGGUUGGCCAUAAUAGAUCAGAUUAUUUGUUCAUAUGCUAGGUACUUCAUUGGAACUUAUGAGUCUACUUUUACAUUUCGAAUACAAGAAGAUAGAGAAAUUCUUGGCUUCCUAAAUGAAACAACAUUUAAUUAUUUGUGUGGUACCAAAAAUAAAUGUGAAACAGGAGGACGAUGGACAAUAGUUUGGUAAAAAUAAUGUGUGUGAACAAUUCCUUAUUCUUAUUACACACAAAAUUAUUAUAUAUUUUUUAAUUUUUACUAAUAUUUCUCGAUUCAGUAACUAAGUUGUUAGCGGCUUUCCAAUUAGCUCCUUUUCGCGUUGUUCUCUAGUCAAAGCCUCCUUUUGUUUCAUGUGCUGCAGACGUAAGGCACGCUUCUAUCAAUAAAAACAUUGUUUAUUAAUGA